GGACAUUGGGAAGCGCCUGGAGGUACGGCGGAAGGUGGACGCCUGCCUGGGGAAAGCCAACUACAUCAGCCGGCUGGAGCACGCGCAGGCCAGGCUGACGCUAUCCUACAACAGGCGGGGGGACUUGGCCAUCCACCUCGUCAGUCCCAUGGGCACCCGCUCCACCCUGCUGGCUGCCAGGCCCCACGACUUCUCAGCUGAUGGCUUCAAUGACUGGGCCUUCAUGACGACACACUCAUGGGAUGAGGACCCCUCCGGGGAAUGGGUGCUGGAGAUCGAGAACACCAGCGAUGCCAACAACUACGGCACACUGACCAAGUUCACGCUCGUGCUGUACGGGACGGCCACCGACUCCCCCAGCCUCUCCAACCAGCUGGAGAGCAGUGGCUGCAAGACCCUGACCCCCAGCCAGACCUGUGUGGUCUGCGAGGAGGGGUACUACCUGCACCAGAAAAGCUGCCUGAAGCGCUGCCCUCCCGGCUUUGCGCCUGGUGUCCAGAGCACACACUACAACCUGGAGAACAGCGUGGAGCCCAUUGCACCACACCUCUGCCUGCCCUGCCACCCCUCCUGUGCCACCUGCACGGGGCCCGGUCCCAACCAGUGCCUGACCUGCCCUGCGCACUCCCACUUCAGCAGCCUGGACCUCUCCUACCUGCCCGUCCUCAUUGCCAGCCUCAGCUGUGUCCUCAUCGUCGUCAUCUUUGUCACCGUCUUCCUGGUGCUGCAGGCGCGCUCAGGCUUCAGCCUGCGGGGCGUGAAGGUCUACGCACUGGAUAGCGGGAUCAUCUCCUACAAGGGGCUCCCCUCCGACAUCUGGCAGGAGGAGGGCCCAUCUGAGUCGGACGGUGAGGAGUACGAGGCCCACAGCGAGAGGACUGCCUUCAUCAGAGACCAAA
This is a messenger RNA of Phaethon lepturus (White-tailed tropicbird), 899 nucleotides long. Its product is annotated as furin-like. The annotation marks the transcript as partial. The record is from RefSeq and is a predicted model, not a curated record. Gene Ontology annotation, cellular component: Golgi membrane; trans-Golgi network. Gene Ontology annotation, molecular function: serine-type endopeptidase activity. Gene Ontology annotation, biological process: peptide hormone processing. The transcript is spliced from 5 exons. NCBI's taxonomy places the organism in Eukaryota, Metazoa, Chordata, Aves, Phaethontiformes, Phaethontidae.